UGCAUGCGCAAAGUCAACCAAGCUAGCCAUGCCAUGGCCCAAGCUGUGGUCAUCCUCGACAAAGGAUGAACCUGAGAACCAGAAGUCCCUCGCUGAGAAAGCCACAGAUUCGUCGGGCUCCGGCGCAGCUGGACCCAUUCGGCAACAACCUGCCAAAUCCGUCUCUUCGCAAUGGAGAGUCUUCACUCAACCCGAAACGAUCCUUGCUGCAGCUGUACUGACGACAGCAUCCGUCGGCGCCUACAAAUUCUACAAGUCUUAUCUCCGCAGAAUACCACAAGCGAUCAACAUCAGUCCCGGGUUCCUUCGCCGAAGGAGCAUUGUAGGUCAAGUCACGAGCGUGGGAGAUGGAGAUAACUUCCGAAUGUAUCAUACCCCUGGGGGAAGACUGGCUGGUUGGGGCUGGUUCCCAGGGCGGAAAGUGCCGGCGAACAAGAAGGAUUUGAAGGACCAAACGAUACACGUCCGUCUUGCAGGGAUCGACGCCCCCGAACUUGCUCAUUUUGGACGCCCUGCACAACCUUAUGCGCAAGAGGCGCUUGAUUGGCUCACUGCAUACAUCAUGGGUAGGCGCGUUCGGACCUAUGUCUACAAGGCAGACCAGUACAGCAGAGUGGUGGGCACUGUCUACGUGUGGAAAGGCCUCGUGCGGCGCGACGUCAGCCUCCAAAUGCUUCGAGCUGGGUUUGCUACGAUCUACGAAGCGAAGUCGGGUGUUGAGUUUGGUAGGGCAAAGGAAGAGAGGUACAGAAGGGCGGAAUGGUGGGCGAAGACCAGGAGAAAAGGCAUGUGGGCUGGGGACAGGAAAAACUACGAAAGUCCACGAGAGUACAAGACGCGGUAUGGCGUUGGAGCUCCUCAAGAUGACACGAAACAAUGAUAAGAGGACGAAACUGUGUCUGGCUUGGAGCGCGGCGCUUGGGCUUGGGAUGUGUAUCAACAUGUUCAGAAACAAUCUGUGGCAGUCAACCCGGCCUCGCUUUUGCUUGCGCCUCCCAUAGCCUGUCUGUUUUGUAAGGCUGAGAUGGCAUCACGUGACAGAGCCUGGUUGAUCUCGGCCUUGAACCUGUCCUCAAUCUUUCCUUCAUUUUGUC
Cladophialophora immunda is the source of this 1094-nucleotide messenger RNA. RefSeq lists its product as uncharacterized. Bases 29 to 880 code for a protein of 283 amino acids. The record is from RefSeq and is a predicted model, not a curated record. Lineage: Eukaryota; Fungi; Ascomycota; Eurotiomycetes; Chaetothyriales; Herpotrichiellaceae. The transcript has 2 exons. Gene Ontology annotation, cellular component: cytoplasm; mitochondrion.